AUGAUCCAUAGCAAAAGUAAGAAGGAGUUUGACUGGGCGCUGAAUAAGUUCAACGCUGUAUCUGCUGGUUCCGAAGUAGAAAAUGGCAAUGUGAAAACGCCAGUCUCGGCAUAUUUUCAUGACAGGUGGAUUACAUGCCAAGAGAAGUGGGCAGGUUAUCUUACUCAGAAGAUAAUGCAUUUUGGAUGCACAACAUCUCAAAGAGUGGAAAGUGCCCAUCAAGCCUUAAAGAGAGGUAUAUCUGCAAUAGCUUCUUUGGAUCUCGCCUUUGAAAAUAUUUCAAGAUAUAUCGAGAGGCUUGAGAGAGACUUCCGGAAUGUGGAGAUCAGGGAAUCUACCACGGUUGACCCUCUUGUUGGACGAAACAAGCUUUUGUCUAGACUGCUCAUGAAGGUCUCAAAGCGAGCUUUACUGGUAAUAGACCAAGAGGUUCGACUGAAAUGUGAAAGCAGUAUUGUUUGUGAAUGCAUGAACAAGCUCCAGUAUGGUCUACCUUGUCGCCAUUCUUUGCCUGCUGGAAGGGAUAUCUAUAUUUCUGAUAUCCCUGAAAGGUGGGUUAUUGAUCCUCGUAAUGUAAAGCCAAGGGACAACACUUGUCGGGAAAACUUCCAGCUUGAGGAAAGACCAGAGGUGUGGAUGGAGGAAGUAAUUAAACUCGAGUCACUGUUUCGGUCCUGUGAGGGCAGCCAGCAAGUGGCUAACCUCCUGAAUAAGAUCAAGAAGGUCACUUCUGAAUUCGAAGGCAAAACUGGGCACCCUUCGAUUAACUUUCAAGCCCUAGAAAAAAUCAAGUACCCUGGCAGACGGAAGGGUAGUGCACGUCCAAAGUACCUCCCCAAAGACUUUGGUCGGGCAAACUGGAGAAAGAUCAGUGUUUCGUCUGGUCAUGCUGGCCUUAAGGCAAUGGUUAGACUGAGAGCUAAAAUGAGGGAGGGAAAGCCUGCAGCUACACAAAAAACAAAAAACAAAAAACAAAACAAAAACAAACAAGAGCCUCUCGACCCAGUCGAUGCUACCAAAAACAAAAUAAAACAAAUAAAGCAAGAGCCUCUUGACCCUGUCGAUGCCCCCCAAAAAAAUGGGUUCAAAAGACCCGCCACCGCCCUAGAAGAUUACCAGUAUGAUAAUCGCACCUCUGUUGGCAAGAGGGUCAAAUUCCAGCCCGGUUUUCCUGUCUCUCAUGAGAUAGUCGAUGAUGUCAAGGGUGGGUUUAGCCUUACUGCUGACGGGUGGUGUGGUUUUCGGGUCCUUGCCCACUUGAUUUACAAAGAUCAAAAUAAGUUUUCACUUGUAAAAAGGGAUAUGCUAGCCGCCCUGCCGAAAUACAAAAUAUUGUACACAAAUACCUUCGGCACUGACACAAGCCAACUAGAAAAAAUCAUUCAACAUGGCUCUCAACUCGAUUAUAGCAACACCAGCAACACCAACACCAACACCAACUUCAUCCCAGUAUGUUCAGAUGCCAAUAUGUGGUUUAACACACCCGACUGUGCUCAACUAGCUGCGGACACAUAUACACGACCAGUUUGCGUCUACUCAGACAACCCCAACUCCCCCUCAACAACUUUUCUCCCAUUCGCCCUUCCCAACAACAAAACCAAACAACGACAAUCUCUGAUUUUUAAUCAUGUUAACAGUAAUCACUGGACAACAGUUGACCUUUCCCAUAAUAUCUCUAGAAAAUGGCCAACCGUUCCUGAAUUAUUUUUUUUAGGUUGUGCCAGAAAUAAGAUUGAUGAUAACUUUGAUACUUACUGGAAUAAGUUCAAAGAAUUUAACAAGCAUGAUCGCCAAAAUGCCAUGCUCUCUCUCCAUUCUGAUCUAGAUCAACCAAUUGAUCUUACUCCAAAAUAA
Phycomyces blakesleeanus NRRL 1555(-) is the source of this 1854-nucleotide messenger RNA. RefSeq lists its product as hypothetical. The record is from RefSeq and is a predicted model, not a curated record. Lineage: Eukaryota; Fungi; Mucoromycota; Mucoromycetes; Mucorales; Phycomycetaceae. The coding region runs from base 1 to 1854 and encodes 617 amino acids. The transcript is spliced from 4 exons.